This is a messenger RNA of Chelmon rostratus (copperband butterflyfish), 5244 nucleotides long. It is a transcript of the gene ercc6l2, whose product is annotated as excision repair cross-complementation group 6-like 2. Gene Ontology annotation, molecular function: ATP-dependent chromatin remodeler activity; ATP binding. The transcript has 21 exons. The coding region runs from base 112 to 4956 and encodes 1614 amino acids. The record is from RefSeq and is a predicted model, not a curated record. Lineage: Eukaryota; Metazoa; Chordata; Actinopteri; Chaetodontiformes; Chaetodontidae.
UUUUGUAGUUGUCGUUUCCUUUGCUGUAAAUGUUAGCUAAGCUAAUCAAGCUAGCUAGCAUGCCACAGUGACUUUUCCUCCACUGGAAGAAGAAGAUACUGUCUUAUCUUGAUGGCUUCGACAUCUCUUGAAAAAGAAACAUGGCGUGAAGGUGACAGUUGUCUGGCUCCCGAUCUGAGAGAUGGGACACUGCGAGAAGCCACCAUCCAGAGACUGACCACCUCUCAUAAUGACACCGUAGCUUGGGUGGUAUUCACUGACCGCAGUGAAGAUGAAGAAGAGGAGGAAGCUGUGCCUGUCUCGAAACUCAUGAGACCAGGCUCGGAUCACCUCACCCAGGAGAAACCUGUAUUUCCCAGCAGCGUCACAGACCCCAGGCUGUGUGUCCCCUUAGAGCUGAGUGAUGUUGAUGGAGACAGAGUCCCCUACACCAUCAACAGAUACCUGAGGGAUUACCAAAGAGAAGGAAUCAGGUUCAUUUACAGCAACUAUGUGCGUUCCAGAGGUUGUAUCUUGGGGGACGACAUGGGCCUGGGAAAAACUGUACAGGUCAUUGGAUUUCUUGCUGCUGUCUUGCACAAAACAGGCACAUGGGAGGACAUCAAGAACAACAGGCCUCAGUUUCUGCAGAGUCAGAUGCCCUCCAAGCAAAGUAAACCCAACAAAGUGUUCCUCAUCGUGGCCCCGCUGUCAGUGCUUUAUAACUGGAAAGAUGAACUGGACACAUGGGGUCACUUCCAGUGUGUGGUGGUCCACGGGCUGAGGAAAGAGGAGGAGCUGGCUCGCAUCAAGAAGGGGCGCAUUGAAAUUGCUCUCACUACCUAUGAGACUCUGCGCCUUUGUCUGGAUCAGUUUAAUAAUAUAGACUGGUCUGCCGUGGUUGUGGAUGAGGCCCACAAGAUAAAAAAUCCAAACUCUCAGAUCACUCAGGCCAUGAAGGAUCUGAAAUGUAAUAUCAGAAUUGGUCUCACCAGCACCAUCUUACAGAACAACCUUGAGGAGCUGUGGUGUGUCAUGGACUGGGCCAUACCUGGUUGUCUUGGCAGCUUAGGACAUUUCAAAAACAAGUUUUCACAGCCGAUUGAGCAAGGGCAGAAGCACAGUGCAACCAAACGAGCCCUAGCUACAGGGAGGAAGAGCGUCAGAGCUCUGGUGAGGAAGAUAUCCCACUGGUUCCUCAGAAGGACCAAAGCUCUUAUUAAGGAACAACUGCCUAAGAAGGAUGACAGGGUGGCUUAUUGCUCUCUGACAGACUUUCAGCAGACUGUGUAUCAGACGGUGCUGGACAGUGAAGAUGUGACAUUACUGCUGAGGUCUUCAGAGAAAUGUGGCUGUCAGAGUGGACGCACCCGCAGAGGCUGCUGCUAUAAAACAAACUCAGAGGGUGUGGAAAUGAAGGAGCUGUACUUUAGUUACUUGGCCAUAUUGAGGAAGGUUGCCAACCAUGUCGCGCUGCUUCAGUCCACCGCAGGCACCAGCAAGAAACAGGAAAAGUAUGUGGGUGGCAUUUGUGCAAAGGUAUUCCAGAAGUUUCCAGACUUUGUGCAGAGAUGCAAAGAUGAAGCGUUUGAGGCCUUGUCUGACCCGAUGUACAGUGGAAAGAUGAAGGUUUUGCAGAAGCUGCUCAAAUAUUAUCUGCAAAAGAGAGAUAAAGUGCUUCUUUUUUCUCUCUCAACCAAGCUGUUAGAUGUGCUGGAGAGCUACUGCAUGGCAGAGGGCCUGGACUACAGCAGACUGGACGGAAGCACCAAAGCCAAAGAGAGAGUCCAGAUCGUCAAAGAGUUCAACAGCCCCUCCCACUCCAACCUCUGCCUGGUUUCUACCUUGGCAGGUGGUGUCGGUCUUAACUUUGUAGGGGCCAACGUGGUAGUGCUAUUUGACCCCACAUGGAACCCAGCCAGUGACCUCCAAGCUAUUGACAGGGCGUAUCGUAUUGGCCAGUGCAGGGAUGUGACUGUCCUUAGGCUGAUCUCUCUGGGCACUGUAGAGGAGGUUAUCUACCUCAGACAAAUUUACAAACAGCAAUUGCAGUGCUCAGUUAUGGGCAAGGAGAGUGCACGGCGGUACUUCGAGGCAGUGCAGGGCCACGGCGUCCACAAGGGGGAGCUGUUCGGAAUCAAAAACCUCUUCAGGCUCCAGAUCCAAGGGACAUGCCUCACCCGCAAGAUACUAGAGCGAGAAGGACAAGUGGAGUCCGGUGUAACGACAACCAGCACACACACAGGCAAAGAGGAGGAGGAGGCGGAGACGAAGGGAGUUAGCGCGGCCCACUCAUCCUCCCAUUCCCACGUGAAAGAGGGGCUACCUCAAACGGGGACCUUCCUGUCUGAACCUGGACGUUCUCCACCUAGAGAUGACCCAGUACCAAAUGAUGAACCAGCCAAGAACAGAGAAGCAUCAGAGGUCCCAAGAGGGGUGCUGGACUUCAGCAGUGGGAGUGACAACGAGGAGGAGCAGGGGCUUAAGAGGAAGGCAUCAAACCCCAGUACGGUGGAUGGCAACAAGGGUGGGAAUGCUGCCCCUGACCCUUGUCGAAUGAGUCUCCUCCAACAUGGUUUCUCCAGACUUCUCGAAAGGGUCAAAGGAAAACCAGAGUUAGGAGAAGGGGACAGUAGUCCGGGUGUUGAUGAAAGCACCUCUGGGGAAGAUGCUGAAGAUCAAAAGAGGGAGGGUACCUCCUUCAGCAUCUGUAAGAAGUCCAAUAUAGGAAAUGGUGCAGCCUGUUUCCCUAAUUUGGGAACGAAAAUCUGGGACACAAAAGACAGGGAGAAUGGACUUGUGGGGAGAAAUGAGAGGGUUUCUCUGGUGAAACAAAGUGAUGAUCCUGUAAGAAAAAGACAGGGCCUGAAAGGGUGGACAAGUAAGAAAAUUACAGUGGAUGAAGAGAUUGAUGAAAGUUCCUCACCAGACAAAAAUAAACCAAACAAGCUCAAAACUACAGUUCCAAAAGAACAUCGCUUUGGUGGUUACUCAGAUGAAUCUGAGGAUUUGGACAUAGAGGCAAUGAUGGGGCCAAAGAGGGAUGCUUCAGAUUCACAUUGUAGAGGAGGAGACAAAGGGAGAGGAAGGUUAGACCACAACAGAAGGAGGCAGAGUGCUAGUGCCAGGGACAAGGCCAGAGCCAGGUACUCUGAAGACAUAGAGACAUUCACAUCUUCAGAAGAUGAACACACUCCUGCUGAAAAAGGGAGACCUACAGGAUGCCACUUCACAUCUCCACGCAGAAAAAGAUCAAGAGUUGAGUUGCCAAAGGAUGGGCAAAGAGCGGCGACAACCAACAGGACGGAGGAACGAGUUGGGGUGUCCAAAUCAGUUUCUUUUACAAAUCUGAAAAGUCAGACAUUCCCGGCACCCAAGGGAAAGGAUAGAACUAUCGACAGUGUGCUAGGCAGCGUACAGGAGGUGAUGUAUACCCACUCUAACCAGCGUGUGGUGGGUGGGAGCAAAGCUGAGGAGCUGAUCAGUAGAGCUGCUGUACGAGACGUGUUUGAACUCAAGAUGUACUCUCAGCUCCCAGCCAAUCACCUGAUAGGCACCAUUGAGAGCCUGCCAGCAAGCCCACCAGACAGUCAGCCUUGCCCAUCUGCUGUCAGACUGGAGAAGCCCAGUGUGGACCAUCCAGUCACCUUCGCCAAGAAGAGUGUGCACCACACCAGACACACCACCUUCAUCAUCGGAGAGACUCCCCAGGCCAUACGCAGGCAGCAGCUGGAGGAAAUGGCGGAAAAAUUCGAAUUUCCCUCAGUUCAUCAGUUUGCAGUGGAGAUUCUGAGAAGACACUCAACUCAGAGACUGGCCUGGCUACAACGCUAUUACACUUCACUGAACCACCCGGACCUGGCUAAUACAGUCACAAACAACUUCCCACAACCUGAUUCAGCACAGACUUCGUCCUCCUGUACACCCACCAAAACAGCUGCCACAAAAUCUUACGCGGAUACCAGAAUUCCACAGAAGGAUGUUCUGAAAGCCAAGAAAAAGCCUAGAUACACUCAGAAGAAUCCUGAACCCAAAACUAAGCCUGAAACCCCACAUAACAAUGUUUCUGUGCCACUGAAAAAGCCUGGAAACCCAAAACAUGAUGUCCAGGAACCCCAGAAAAAGCAAAAGAUCCCACGAAAGAAUGUUCUAGAGUGUCUAAGUGAUGUUCCAAGCCUGCAGUCAGAGGAACAGGAGGAGACGCUCUGUAGUGCCAGAGAACAUAAGAGGACAAAGAGGGUUAGUGUUUCUAGUUCUGGAGCCUUCAGAGCUGGCGGUGGUCUUGGCUUGGAUCCGGCCAGCAGCAGUGGUCUGGGGUCCGGGGAGGCUGCUGCUUUCCUGAACCGCACAGACAGAGAUACCCCUUCUUCUCCGGACCUCAGCCAUGGCAGGUCCACCACGUUAUCCAAACCCACAGCACAGGGAAGGGAGCGAGAACAAAAAUUUUCUUCCAGGACCGGUGAAACUUUUCAAGGCCAGAGAGAAAAUCCUCAGACCCCUUCCCAUCCUGAGGAGGCCACAUCUACCUCCAGUCGCCGUUCCUUCCUCACAGAUCUGAUAGGAGACACCUCAAUCCUGGAUGAUUUGUUAAAACCCAAAUCCAGGGGUGUACAACAGAAGGGCGCUCCAAAAACACCUCCCGCACUCUCCUCUGUGUUAGUCAACCCAUGUCUCACCACAUCCUCUCCAUCCAGAGUCGCUCUCAGAACUGACUCUGGUUCAUCAGGACUCAUAGACUCUCUGCCCUGUGCAAAGUCAGACACACUACAUACACAGCAGGCAGCAUCGAAGGGCAGUCGCAAAGACUUCUGGGACAUCCUGAAUGAGGGUAAUGAGGAGAGUAUCAACAGGCUAACGGACCCAGCAGAAGUGCAGAGGGUUUGCAUCAAUGCUAACUUUGCAGCUAGAAGUCGAUCCGCACAAGAGGAGAGCAAGAGUCUCUGGAAGACUAACGAGAAGUUCAUCUGGAAGAAAUAAUACAGGAGAGACGGUUAGAUGGUGCUCAAGGUUCAUUUUAAACUCUUAUUACUUAUUUUACUUUUGCAUUUCUAAAGGAGAUGUAUAAAAAAAACAACCUCAAUGGAUAUUUAAGGCAGGCUUUCCUGCCUCUCAUUGUCUGAAUAGAUUUUAUGUUCUUAUUUUAAAAUGUUGUAUUACUUGUACUUUUUACACCAAUGAUUUGAAAAUGUUCAGUGUUAAUUUAGUGAAUUAAUAGCACAGUGGUAAAUGUUACCUGAAUAAACAGGGUGUUAAUCACUCUGGAAA